GGGAAGAAUCUCACCGUAAAGCACACUCAGGACGUGAAGUCGAUAGCCGAGCAGCAGAUCAUGACGGACGGUGCUGGAACUUUCUGUGAGUUCUGUUCGGACACUUUAAAGAACUGUUCCCGGACAGAGGAGCUUCUGUCUCGGACUGUAACCGGAUAAAGUCCCGCUCAGUCCCCCCCUGAGCUCGUGUUCUCUCCCGCCUGUUUCCAUUACUCACGUCUGCUAACAGUUAGCUAGCUAACGGCGCAGAUGUUCGGCUGUCUGGUUGCGGGUCGGCUGGUCCAGACGGACCCGGUCCAGGUCGCUCCGGAUAAGUUCGUGUUCAACCUGCCGGACUACGAGAACGUGAACCACGUGGUGGUCUUCAUGCUGGGCACGGUUCCGUUCCCCGCGGGGAUGGGCGGGGCCGUCUACCUGUCGGUUCCGGACCCGGUGAGCGGCGGUCCGGUUUGGCAGCUGCUGGGCUUCAUCACCAACGACAAACCCAGCGCCAUCUUUAAGAUCUCCGGGCUGAAGGCCGGGGAGGGCGGAGAACACCCCUUCGGGAUGAUGGCCUCCAGCCCGGCUCCGUCCGUGGCUCAGGUCGGGGUCUCUGUGGAGGCUCUGCAGCAGCUGUCCCAGCAGGUCAGGUUCGGUUGGACCGGGUCUGUGGUGGGGGUCAGGUUCGGUUCUGGUGUCCCGGUAUCAGAACCGGUGUCUGUUUGUUUGAGCGAAACCGCCGACAGUUGAAACUCUAAGUUUACGAACAGAAUAUAUAAAAAGACACAUAAACCUUUUUUUUUUCUCACUGUCGAACAUUAAAUCAGAUUAAAUUUUUCCUGUUUUUAUAAAAUUAGGAUUACCAAAAUUAUUUUUAUUUGCUAAAUGUUAAAAUAAUGAGAGAGAGAAUUUUUUUAGACAAUUUUGUUUUAUUAUUUUCUUAGAGUCAAAAGUUUACAUCCAUUUCAUUAGGAUUUGGUCGCUGCCUUUGAAUUCUAUGACUCGGGUCAAAUGUUCUGCAGGGCGGCCUCCAAACUCGGCUCAGUUAGACCGGUUCUGUCCGGAGAAAUGGGCCAAAGUUCCUGUAAACUGUUGUGAGAAGUUUGUGGAAGAUUAUCCAAAACAUUUGAGUCAGAAUUUAAAGGCAGCGACCAAAAACUAAUGAAAUGAAGGUAAACUUUUGACUCUAAGAAAAUAAUAAAAGAAAUUGUCUAAAAAAUCUCUCUCUUAUUAUUUUGGUAAUUAACAAAUAAAAAUAAUUUUGAUAAUCCUAAUUGACCAAAAACAGGAAAAGUUUAAUCUGAUUUAUUGUUACAUGGUGAGAAAAAAAAGGUUAUGUGCCUUUUUAUAUGUAAAUUGGUUUCUACUGUAGCUGAGGUUUUAACCCUCAUGUUGUGUUCCGGUCAAAUUUGACUGAUUUUAAAGUUUUCUCUCUCUCCAAAAUUAAAAGUCAUUAAUUUGAUCCAACUGACCUGGAAUUCCAUGAUUCUGUCCACAAUUUCAACACACAAACUAAAUUCUGAAUUCUGGUCUCCUGGUCCUCCUCAGGUCCCCGUGUCCAGCGCCGCCGUGUCCACCGUGGACUCCUUCCUCCAGUUCACUCAGAAGAUGCUGGACAGCCUCUACAACUUCGCCUCGUCCUUUGCCGUGACGCAGGCGCAGAUGACCCCGAACCCGACCGAGACCUUCAUCCCGUCCAGCUGCGUCCUGAAAUGGUACGAGAACUUCCAGAGGAGGAUGGCACAGAACCCGAACUUCUGGAAGAGCUGAGGGGAGGAGACGCUGAGGAGAACCUCCGAUUCAGACCAAAGACUGGACCUGUCAGUGCCUGCAGGGUCGAAUAAAGUCUCAGCUCAAGUUUUUAAUCCAGAUCAGAGUCUGCUUUAAUCUGUGAACCAGAACAUGACACUGAACCCGACCCGAUCGGCCCAUUUACACCAAACAUGUUCACGAUAAAACAGAAAAGUCCCUCUGAUGAUUUAGACCUCAGCUCACCUGAGUCCUCCUCUGCUCACAGAACCAGAACAAGAAACUUUGUUCUGACCCGUAAACACGACAUUUAAAGAAACAAUCAGGAGAAGGAAGAAGAGAAAAGAGAGAAAAAGAGUUUAAUAAGGCAAUAAAAAAAAAACUGAUAUAGAUUAAAAAAGUCAAAAUAACUGAAUAAAAAUAAAGAAAUAAAACUGAA
Molecule: messenger RNA, 2167 nt
Organism: Xyrichtys novacula (pearly razorfish)
Lineage: Eukaryota; Metazoa; Chordata; Actinopteri; Labriformes; Labridae
Source: the annotation of a GenBank genome assembly